Molecule: messenger RNA, 856 nt
Organism: Corticium candelabrum
Lineage: Eukaryota; Metazoa; Porifera; Homoscleromorpha; Homosclerophorida; Plakinidae
Product: N6-adenosine-methyltransferase TMT1A-like
Exons: 3
Coding region: 1-696 (231 amino acids)
Molecular function (GO): S-adenosylmethionine-dependent methyltransferase activity
Source: RefSeq, a predicted model, not a curated record
AUGUCAUCGCUAGUGAUCGCUUUCAUUUACCUUCUCGUUGUCUACCUGCUGUUUAAAGUCUUCCUAAAGCAGCGCCUUUUGGCUUUCAUCAUUGGAAAAUGCGUUCCCUGCAGUAACAAACUGACAGGCUCGUACAAGCGAGAAUUGUUCGCCUCUCUGUCUGGCAUUCAAGGCGAAGUUCUGGAACUAGGCAUCGGCACGGGUGCAAAUCUAGCCUACUACCCGGAUGGUAUUGAAAUAGUAGGUUUGGAUCCAAAUCCCUAUAUGAGCCCAAAGCUAGAGGAAGCUCUUCGAAAACAUCCUGAAGUAAAGCUGAAGAAAAUGCUUGCAGGGAAAGCAGAAGACCUGAGUGCAGUUGCUGGGGAUAAUAGUUAUGAGGCGGUGGUGGAGACAAUGAUGCUGUGCUCGGUUGUAGACACAAGCAAGUGUCUGAGUGAGAUCAAGAGAGUGCUGAAAAAGGGUGGUCGAUUCUACUUCUUGGAUCACACUGUGGAUCCAGAGAGCUUUUGGAUGAGGUGUGUGCAGUACCUUUUGAUGCCACUGUGGUAUCCUCUCUUUGACUGCUCGAUGAUUAUGAAGACAUGGCAGGAGAUUGAGAGAGCAGGAUUUAGCAAUGUCAGCUACAAGAAACUCUAUCUCACAAAAUCCUUUGUUCCAUUUCUCCGAGCAUACAUCAUUGGAUAUGCUGAGAAGUAGAUGUCUUCAAUGACUUCAAUGACUGUUGAUCAGAAUUGUUGUCAUUUCUUUUCGAUUUUGUUCAGUACUUGAAGAGCACAUUUUUGUGUCGCUGGUUGCCGUGCUUGUACCAGUUUAAUGUGAACAGAGAUGCAAGGACAUAAGAAAAUGCAAGAGCAUG